UACAAAUCCCCACGAUUGAAGGGAAUGAAAUCAUGACGAUGAAAUCUCUUUUCUUUCCCUUUUCGCACGAAAGAUCUUUGUUUGCUCAGGGUUGGUUGUUUCUCAACUCAAUGCAAUUUCUAUGCAGGAGGAUGGUUAAAGGUUUGCGGACUGUGACGUUUCGAUGAGAAAAUGCCACGAUGCUGCGGCGCGUCUUUGGUUUCCGUCAUGGACGGCGACGGGUCUCCGCAGAGUCUCGGUUUGCAGAUUCAGGACGGCAAUCCCCGAAUAAAACCGCCCUAGCGCCCGGCCACAGUUUGAUGGACUGGAUUCGAUUGGGCAAUUCUGGAGUCGAUCUAACCGGCGUUGGUGGUGUUCCACGGGUCGUAACAUUAUCCGAGCUGGCCAGUCAUAAUAAGCAAAACGAUGCUUGGAUCGCGAUUCGAGGAAUCGUGUUCAACGUGACACGUUACAUGGAUUUCCACCCAGGAGGGAUAAGCGAGUUGAUGAGAGGGGUCGGCAAAGACGCGACCAAACUGUUCGAAAGCGUGCACGCUUGGGUCAACUAUCAGAGCAUCCUUCAGAAAUGCGUGGUGGGAAGGCUGAGCCGUGGCUCGAUGAGCGGUUCCUCCUCGUCCUCGAUGGAAAACUCCGCCACCAAUUGUUCAUCGACGGCCCAGAACCUGAUAACAACAAGUUGCACGACUCAUAGUACCAGUCAAGAAAACGUGUCGGACGGUGAUUUGUCGAAUAUAAAAAUGGAUUGGAGGCAGACAUCCAACACGAUCACGUUAUUUUACCAAACUGUUCGAGAUUAUCCAGGUGUGAGCUAUCAAUUAAGUAGGAUAAGCGACUCGAAGUUGAUAUUCAAGUUAUUUUUCGAGAAGGACAUAAUAACGCAUCAGCUGGAACUGAUAGGAAUAAAAUGGCCGCCGAUGUGCAGCAGAAAUUUCGACACGAUGGAGGUCGAUUUUACAUUUACGAAGCAAAAGAAAGAGAUAUGGAAAUCUCAAGGUAGUCAAACGAUAUCCAGAGAGACAAAUACGAAUAGUCGAAUUUACAAAGAAUACGAAGUUGUUACGAAUAAAUCCCUUUCCAAAUUAGUUCACCUAUUAGUCGUUCGAGCGAAAAAUUUCUUGGAAGUGGUGCCCAUUGGCAGGCACGUAGAAGCCAAGAUGAACGUCAUGGGGAUGGAAGUAUCACGAUCGUACACGCCUGUCCCACCGUGCCUUCAUCCUGACGACAUAGCGCCAAAUUACAAAUCCGAUUGUCUGUGUUUAAUGAUCAAAAGAUACCCCCAAGGUGCUCUCAGUCCGUCCAUAACCGCUCUUCAGAUUGGCCAAACCUUCCUCUUGAGCAAUGCUUUAGGUGCCUUUGUAAUAGAAUCCUUCGAUCGUUAUUCUGUCAUUCACAUGCUCGCGGGUGGCACCGGUUUGACAGCGAUGCUUGGCAUCAUUCAACGAGCUUUGGCCAGGCGCAGCGUGAAGACUAUAAACUUACUUAACUUCAAUAAAAAUGAAGAAAACAUGUUUUACGUGGCGGAAUUAGAAAAGGCUAGUGCAGAUAAAAAAUUAAAAGUCACACAUAUCCUUUCGCAAGCCGAAAGCACAUGGACGGGUAGACGUGGCACGAUAUCCGAUGAUUUAUUAAAGGAAUUGGUCGCAGAAACUUCCCCUGACGCGUGUGUUUUUACCUGUGGACCUCCAGGAUUCAUACAAUCCGCGAAAAAAUCUCUUCAAAAACUUGACUGGAAACCCUACCAAAUGUACGAAUUUGACGAUUAAGUGCACUCAUCGAGAAUGUACCUCUCUCUUUUGAUACCAAAUAUCGAAACAUUGAACGCAUGAUGGAAACAUUGGUAGCCGAGUAUUUUCUUUGAGAAAAAUAGUAAAUAACGUAUCAUUGUCGAAUUUUUAAAAAGAAUCUUUUGGAUACUUUUACUCCUAUUUCCGCCCGCAGCCUCAGUAUCGUACAUGUGAGUUCAUUAGAAAUAAAUUUCGAAUAUAUUAAAUAUAUUUGGAAAAGUGAGCAAAUCUUAUUUCAAGAAUUAUUAUAUAUUUUAUGUAUAUAUGUAUAAUUAAAUUUUAAUAAAUUAAAAUUUCAUUAAAAUUUACAUAUCGAAUGUAUCGAAAGAAAUUCAUUUUCGUUUCUUUUUAUUUUAUAGAACUGAUGUGUCUUUUGUGUAAUUUCUCAAAUCAAAUCAAUAAUUUAUCAAAUCAAUAAGAUUGUGUCAAACGAGAGACAAAUUUGUAUUUAAUACAAAUGCUCACUCUUUGUAUUAUAUCUACAAAAUUCGAAAAAAAAAAAAAAAGAGAAAAACGAGAAAAAUAAAUAAGAAAAAAAAAUAGGAGUAAGGGUCACAAAUGAAAGUCUUUGGAUUCUAUGAGACGAAUUGUGCGUAUAAGCGUCCAUGAAUGUACUUUCUACAUGAAAACAAAUUAUUUUUACAAAUGUCUUUUAACCUAUCAUCCAGAGAACUGUAUUUUGAACGAUUUAUCCGGGAAUAUUCACAAAUAUUUUCGGACGUAAACCAAUUCGAAACGAUCAUGGUGCUAUUUUUUAAUCCUUUCGUGCUCGAUUUUGCGUAUAAGAUACAUUCACACACUUGAAACUAUCAAAUCCAUCAAAAGAUAAAAAUAUAUAUAUAUAUAUAAAGAAAUAGAAAAAAAAAAUUAGAUCAUGAAAUGGUUAAAUAAACCGAAAUAUAUUUCUUAACCAUAUUCGAGAAAACUUAUCUUUAUUCGUUCUUUAUGAAAAAGGUAAAGAUAUUUAAUUUCUAUGUAAAAAAUUAGAAUGAUUAAAAUUAAAAAAAAAUUUUAGCCCUUUCCUUUGGAAAUAAAUUGUGUGCCAAACAAAGGCCUUAGAACUCUGAAUGAACUCAUAUAACCAACAACAUGGCCUAAUCGAGAUGUUAAGUCUCAUUAGUUAUUUAUUAGAUCUUAAUUGAUUCAGAAUUUGUAGACAGAUAGAAAAAUAUCAGUAAUAAUCUGUUAAAAUUUUUAAUUUGAUCGAAUACACAACACAACACAAAUAACACUAUUCGAUAGUUUUAACUGAAUCUAUCUAGUUUCUAUGAAAUAAUUCUUUACAAAAUAAUUUCUAAGUUUCGAUCUU
Messenger RNA from Apis florea (little honeybee), 3093 nucleotides. Its product is annotated as cytochrome b5 reductase 4. Lineage: Eukaryota; Metazoa; Arthropoda; Insecta; Hymenoptera; Apidae. Gene Ontology annotation, molecular function: cytochrome-b5 reductase activity, acting on NAD(P)H; heme binding. The record is from RefSeq and is a predicted model, not a curated record. Gene Ontology annotation, biological process: superoxide metabolic process. Gene Ontology annotation, cellular component: cytoplasm; endoplasmic reticulum.